CCGGCCGGACGGCGUUUCCACGGACGCGCAGGAGGCCACCCGUGGCUGUGCCGGCUGCGCUGACGGGCCCGGCAGGGCCGGGGCAUUCUCCACUGCUGGACUGCCUGGUGUGACUGGUGGCCACCUCUGCAGUUUCUCUCCACAAUCGGGUGUUGUUUCCACUGCUGAACAAGUCUGACCACUAGCCAGCUGUGUCUCAAUCCUGGAAGAUGGCAGAUGUGCCCAAUGGCGAGCCCUGUGCCUCUCCACUGGACCUGUUCAAUAGCAUAGCUGCUCAAGGCGAGCUCGUGAGGACCCUCAAAGCUGAAAAGGCAUCAAAAGAUGAAAUUGAGUCUGCAGUAAAGAUGUUAUUAUCAUUGAAAAUGAGCUACAAAGCGGCCAUGGGGGAGGAUUACAAGGCUGACUGCCCCCCAAGGAACCCAGCACCUGGGAGUAAUAGUGGCCCAGAUGCCACCGAAACCAGCGAGGAUUUUGUGGACCCAUGGACAGUACGGACAAGCAGUGCAAAAGGCAUUGACUAUGACAAGCUCAUUGUUCAAUUUGGAAGCAGUAAAAUUGACAAAGAGCUGAUAAACCGAAUAGAGAGAGCCACUGGCCAGAGACCACACCGCUUCCUGCGCAGAGGCAUCUUCUUCUCACACAGAGAUAUGAAUCAAGUUCUCGAUGCCUAUGAAAAUAAGAAGCCAUUUUAUCUAUACACAGGCAGGGGCCCCUCUUCUGAAGCAAUGCAUGUAGGUCAUCUCAUCCCGUUUAUUUUCACCAAGUGGCUGCAGGACGUGUUCAACGUGCCCUUGGUGGUCCAGAUGUCCGAUGAUGAGAAGUACCUGUGGAAGGACCUGAGCCUGGACCAGGCCUACUCCUACACGGUGGAGAACGCCAAGGACAUCAUCGCCUGCGGCUUCGACAUCAACAAGACCUUCAUCUUCUCUGACCUUGAAUACAUGGGGAUGAGCUCAGGCUUCUACAAGAAUGUGGUGAAGAUUCAGAAGCACGUCACCUUCAACCAAGUGAAGGGCAUUUUCGGCUUCACUGACAGUGACUGCAUUGGGAAGAUCAGCUUUCCCGCCAUCCAGGCCGCUCCCUCCUUCAGCAACUCAUUCCCGCAGAUCUUCCGGGACAAGACAGACAUCCAGUGCCUCAUCCCGUGUGCCAUCGACCAGGACCCCUACUUUAGAAUGACGAGGGACGUGGCCCCGCGGAUUGGCUACCCUAAACCAGCCCUGCUGCACUCGACCUUCUUCCCCGCCCUGCAGGGCGCGCAGACCAAGAUGAGCGCCAGCGACCCCAACUCCUCCAUCUUCCUCACAGACACGGCCAAGCAGAUCAAGACCAAGGUCAACAAGCAUGCGUUUUCUGGAGGGAGAGACACCGUGGAGGAACACAGGCAGUUUGGGGGCAACUGUGAUGUGGACGUGUCCUUCAUGUACCUGACCUUCUUCCUGGAGGAUGAUGACAGGCUCGAGCAGAUCAGGAAGGAUUACUCCAGCGGGGCCAUGCUCACUGGCGAGCUCAAGAAGGCUCUCAUAGAUGUCCUGCAGCCCCUGAUCGCCGAGCACCAAGCCCGGCGCAAGGAGAUCACUGACGAGAUGGUGAAAGAGUUCAUGACUCCCCGGCAGCUGUCCUUCCACUUUCAAUCCUUUUGUUUUGACACUUGACUGAAGUGGAAGUCAGCACAGAGCAGUGCCUGGCCAUGUCUCGGCCUGUGAACGUAGCUAGAAAGAAAAUCACCGCCAUGGCCCUCCAGGCCCUGGGUGCUUUACCUGGGCAGGCCGCCUUUAAUCUCACACCAUGUGCAGUCUCGGCCAAGCAGAAGCCAUGUCUCAGGGAAGCCCCUGUUGAAGGAUCUGUCCGCUCUGAAGGUGUAGGGUCCACUCUCGAGUGCUCUGCCCUCAUGCCACCUAUGGGUGAAAUAAACCUCCUUUGCUCCUGUU
Molecule: messenger RNA, 1931 nt
Organism: Sciurus carolinensis (gray squirrel)
Lineage: Eukaryota; Metazoa; Chordata; Mammalia; Rodentia; Sciuridae
Gene: Wars1
Product: tryptophanyl-tRNA synthetase 1
Exons: 13
Coding region: 210-1655 (481 amino acids)
Biological process (GO): tryptophanyl-tRNA aminoacylation
Cellular component (GO): cytoplasm
Molecular function (GO): ATP binding; tryptophan-tRNA ligase activity
Source: RefSeq, a predicted model, not a curated record